Molecule: messenger RNA, 957 nt
Organism: Aspergillus fischeri NRRL 181
Lineage: Eukaryota; Fungi; Ascomycota; Eurotiomycetes; Eurotiales; Aspergillaceae
Exons: 3
Coding region: 1-957 (318 amino acids)
Biological process (GO): DNA-templated transcription
Cellular component (GO): nucleus; RNA polymerase III complex
Source: RefSeq, a predicted model, not a curated record
AUGGACGACUCGGAUCCCGUCAUCGCAUCCUACGAUGUGUACCUUACAGACUCCGAGAUUUCCAGGUUCGUUCUCCAGUACUUAGACCGAUCCGCCGAACACCCCUACGACGAGAGCCACGAACAGAAGCCGACUGCUUUCCGAUUGAAGCCGAACACAGGUCUCGUGGAGGUUGAUGUGCCGAUCCAGACACGAGUGAACUACGAUGUCAGCAAGGGACUGCGAUAUGGCGAUGCCAUGAGGAGGUCCCGCAGCGCCCGGGAUGGAGGCUCCUACGGUUUGGCUGGCGGGUUCAGCUCGGGGGCUGCUGCGGGCGGUGGGAAGGUGAAGAUGGAGGGGAACGUGGAUGUGGAAAUGGGCGAGAUGGAUAGUAAGGAGGGGUCUGAUAUUAUGCGGGUGCAGACGCUUGGAGGGCGGAUUAAGGGUCCUGAGGAUGGGGACCCGGUGUACAUGCUUGCGGCGUUCCGUGGACAGAAUUUGCACCUGUCUCCUGUUUCUGCUGUCGUGCAGUUGCACCCUCAGCUUCAUCAUAUCGAUGCUUUGGAUGAGAUACCUGCGAAGGGAAGGGGCAAGGCCCGGAAAGAGGGCGAGGAGGAGCAGACUGAGGCUCGCGCGAUUGAUGUGAAGAUCAAAGCUGCCGAGGAUGCGGAAGCGGUCAUGGUUGCGGGCAACCUGGAACUGCUUAAGAAGAUGCAAGAUGAGAAGUGGACUACGUAUGAAUGGGUGGAUGCAGAGACCGAGGAAGCAUGGCAGACGUACGAGAGCUACAUGAUCCAGCAGGAUCUGGAGAAUGUUCCGCAGCUUGAGGCGGCCAUUGAUAGCGAAGACUAUCUGGACCGGAUGAGCGCGCCUCGUAUCGACCCAGCUCGACCAGAGAUGACGGGUUGGGCGAUGAAGCAGAAUCGGAAGAGGCAAAAGGAACAAGCUGGCUCCGUCGGAGUCAAUGCGCAAGGGUGA